AUGAUUCACUUGCCACACAGUGAUCAUGAUCGAAGGAGGCGUCCCGGUGAUGAAGGGAGCGAUUGGUGUUAUAAGAGACGGCGAGCUGUCCCUGAAAGGACAGAAUUGGAAAUGCAUUUAGAACUACUCAUCAGCGGAAUUGCUGAGAAGAGUAACUCAUCUAUGGAAUCCAAUUUGGAGAGAUUAGCACAAUCACUAGGAACUUAUCUCAUCACUGAUGCAGAUCGCAUUAUUGAUAUUAUCAUAGAAUGCGUAUGUUACUUGCGAGAAGAAAUUACUGCAUAUUCAACUCUUGCGGGCUUGUUAAACUCAAAAAAACAGAAAUUUGGUUUUGAGCUUUUGAGGCAAUCAUUGGAAGUUUUGCGAGAGAAGCUUGUAUCUGCUGAUUUCAAUCAUGCCUUGCAUAUUGUCACAUUUCUAGCUGACUUGGUCAAUUGUCACGUUGUUUCGUCUAAUUCUUUAGUCGAGUUUUAUGAAGGCUUUAUGGAAGCAGCAUGUGAAGAAGGCAUCCCGCAAGUUCGAAGUGAUUGGUUUGUUUAUGCGGUAUUGCAUAGUCUUCCCUGGUCAGGACCUGAACUAAAUGAUAGAGAGAAGGAACCGCUUGAUAAUCUCUUAGAAGGCAUUGAGAAAUACAUGCUUGAAAGGAGCACAUCUCAUGCUAAGUUGCUUCAAGUUUGGUCAGCAAUGGAACAUGAACAGGACGAAUAUUUGUGUAGUCUUUGGACUCAGAUUUCCAAGCUACGGGAUAAUGGUUGGAUAGAGCGACAUAUUUCACGAUAUUAUGUUGGAUUUGAUGGUUCUCUGGCCAGUGCGGUUGCACAUAAUUUACCUUUAUUUAUUCCAUCUCCGCAUACGUCAGUGGUAGUGUAUCCGCUGCCUACUGUUGUGUUUCGCUUUUUCGAUUACGCCGAUUGUCCUGAUGAAGGACCAGUGCUUCCUGGAGCUCAUUCAAUUGAACGUUUUUUGGUUGAGAAGGAAUUGUGUUCGAUAAUCGAGAAUAACUGUUAUAGUAGAAAAGAAUGUGCAGCAAAGCUUGUCAAUUAUCGGAAAAAAGCAGUGAUACCAAUAAACUACAUGAUCUUGGAAGUAAUCUUUUCGCAACUCUUCCGCCUACCACAUCCGCCAUUGCGACCUCUAUUUUAUGGAAGUUUAAUGAUUGAAUUGUGUAAGACAAAGGAUAUGCCUCAGGUAAUCGCUCAAGCAGCAGAGCUGUUCUACCAACGAAUAGAUACAAUGCAACUUGAGUGUAUUGACAGAUUGAUUGAUUGGUUCAGUUACCAUAUGUCCAAUUUUGAAUAUCGUUGGUCUUGGGUCGACUGGAACGAUUGUCUCGAUUUGAAUGACUAUGCGCCAAGGCGAUAUUUUGUGAAGGAAGUUAUCGAAAAAUGCAUGAGAUUUUCAUAUCAUGAAAGAAUCUGUGAUUGCUUGCCAAGUUCAUUUGAAGAAAUAACACCGGAAAAGCCUUUUAUAUCGUUUUUAGUUAACCAAGAAGAAAAAGAAUUGGUUGCUGAAAUUGAAAGAGCAUUUCGUAACAAAGCUGAGCCAAAGGAGAUAACUGAAAUGUUACGCGAAUUUGACAAGGAAGGCAACAGUUUAGCAACUCUUUCUACUUUCUUUUCAGUUAUGCUUAAUGCAGCGCAGAAGUCAUUUAGUCACAAUUUCGUAGCUUUGACAAGGUACCACGAAACAUUGAAAGAACUGAGUGGUGUUGAUGAUGAGUCCUCUACGGCACUUUUGCGGACACUUUACGAUGUCUGGAAGCAUAAUCGACAGAUGAUGGUUGUGUUGAUUACCAAAAUGUUUCGAAUGACAUUAUUAAAUGCGAAUGCUGUAGUGUCCUGGUUGUUGAGUAGUUAUGUCGACCAGGAAUUACAUCGCUUCUGGCUUUGGGAAGCAUUGUUUAUAAUUGUAAAGCAUGUAUGCGGUCAUAUGUAUCGAUGUAAGACCAAACUUCAACAAAUGCAAGAGAAGCGUAUCAAAAUGGAACGAAGUAGUGGAAAUAUAUGUCAGGUUUUCUGUUCUAAUAAAGACGAUGGUUUGGGGAUGAUUCUUGAUGAUGAUAUUGAAAUGAAAAAGAAAGAAUUAAAGGAAUUACAGGAUAUGUUGAAAAACCUGUUUCUAAAUAUUUUGCAUAAAUUGGUACUGUUCCUCUCGGAACAUCUUAUAAAAUCUGAAAUGACUGAAAAAAACCACGACACUUAUUGGUAUCGGUAUAUGAUGGGACGAUUUAAAGAGAUGUUAUUGAGGUACUGGUGCGAAUUGUUCGAGAUGAAACAGCACAUUGAUAACGAAUUGUUUGUAAAAGCAGGAAUCGAUCCAAGAAUUGUGGAAGUUUACCGUCAGUUCACUGCUUUAAGGGCAUGA
Brugia pahangi is the source of this 2364-nucleotide messenger RNA. The record is from the annotation of a GenBank genome assembly. NCBI's taxonomy places the organism in Eukaryota, Metazoa, Nematoda, Chromadorea, Rhabditida, Onchocercidae.